Hippocampus comes (tiger tail seahorse) is the source of this 2611-nucleotide messenger RNA. RefSeq lists its product as uncharacterized. Gene Ontology annotation, cellular component: cell surface; plasma membrane. Bases 208 to 2271 code for a protein of 687 amino acids. The transcript has 15 exons. Gene Ontology annotation, biological process: TRAIL-activated apoptotic signaling pathway; positive regulation of apoptotic process. The record is from RefSeq and is a predicted model, not a curated record. Gene Ontology annotation, molecular function: protein binding. NCBI's taxonomy places the organism in Eukaryota, Metazoa, Chordata, Actinopteri, Syngnathiformes, Syngnathidae.
AAGGAAGAAUCAGUGCAGCUGAGUCUGGCCAGCAGUUCGGAAGUUUGGAAGACAGCCGCUCACAAGUUUUACCCAUGAGAGAUCGGCUGACGGAUUAGCUUGUUUGUGCCUCUUUUAUUUUAUUUUUUUAUCGCGUUUUUUCCUACACCGUGGCGUGUUUCAGUCAAGAUACUUGUUAGACUGAAGAAGUCUCACAGAAUUUCGGACAUGAACACCGGGCCGGCUGUCGGGAAAUUCUGCGUGCUGCUGGCGACGCUCCUCCUUCUGGUGAGCUCUCCAUGCCGAGCGUCCGAGCAGCCCCCCUCAGCCCAGUGGUCCGCCCCGUCAGAUGAAGCCUUCAAGAACCUGACCGUCCUGCGCCGGCACAGGACUUGCGUGGAGAACCAGCAGUACCACUACCAAGGCCUCUGUUGCCUCAACUGCCAGGCCGGGACAUUUGUGCAGAAGGGGUGUGAGCGUGAUUACCAGCAGGGGGUGUGCUCACCUUGCAAGCAUGGACUCACAUACACUGAACACUCCAACGGCAUGUACAGAUGUCUGCCCUGCACGCACUGUCGUCAAGACGAGAUGGAGACAGCGUCUUGCACCACCACGUCGGACACCAAGUGUCAGUGCCGAGCGGGAACCUUCUGCGUGCCAGAUCAGGCCUGUGAGGUCUGCAAACGCUGCGCCAAGUGCAAAGCGGGCGAGGAGGAAGUGAAGAAGUGCACGCACUUUUCCAACACGGUCUGCCGAAAGCGAGACCCAUUUCCCACCCAAACGCCGCUGGACCGAACCCCACCCACCCCCACCUCGCCAGCAGACAUCAUGGUUCCCGUGCUGAGCUGCCUCUCCAUCGUCGUCGUGGUGUUAGCCGGAUUGGCCGCAUGGUGCUUCGUCACCAAGCGCUGCUCCUUCGAGGGAACGUGUGAGUGCGCCAAGAGUCACUGUGACACCAGCGAAAUCAUCAAGAUUCCUAUCGAUGAGAGCGCCCCCACAGCUGAGGAGUGCCAGAACAGUCGCAAUGCCGGCCUGGAGGGCGACCACUCCCGCCCGGAGUCCCGUCCGCUUCUGCAGGAGACUCAGGCAGGCAUGACCAACAACAAGGCCUCGCCGUCCCCGGAGGACGAGGACCGCGGGCUGGGCGACAGCUUGCCCAACACCACCAGCUCUUCACAGACCAGCCUGUCGGCGAUGCCCACCGCCGCCUCAUACGUACAUAGCCCCGCCUUUUUUUUUGGCCCAACAAGUAUGUGUCUGCCUUGUGUGUGGCUCACAGACGAGAUGGAGACAGCGUCUUGCACCACCACGUCGGACACCAAGUGUCAGUGCCGAGCGGGAACCUUCUGCGUGCCAGAUCAGGCCUGUGAGGUCUGCAAACGCUGCGCCAAGUGCAAAGCGGGCGAGGAGGAAGUGAAGAAGUGCACGCACUUUUCCAACACGGUCUGCCGAAAGCGAGACCCAUUUCCCACCCAAACGCCGCUGGACCGAACCCCACCCACCCCCACCUCGCCAGCAGACAUCAUGGUUCCCGUGCUGAGCUGCCUCUCCAUCGUCGUCGUGGUGUUAGCCGGAUUGGCCGCAUGGUGCUUCGUCACCAAGCGCUGCUCCUUCGAGGGAACGUGUGAGUGCGCCAAGAGUCACUGUGACACCAGCGAAAUCAUCAAGAUUCCUAUCGAUGAGAGCGCCCCCACAGCUGAGGAGUGCCAGAACAGUCGCAAUGCCGGCCUGGAGGGCGACCACUCCCGCCCGGAGUCCCGUCCGCUUCUGCAGGAGACUCAGGCAGGCAUGACCAACAACAAGGCCUCGCCGUCCCCGGAGGACGAGGACCGCGGGCUGGGCGACAGCUUGCCCAACACCACCAGCUCUUCACAGACCAGCCUGUCGGCGAUGCCCACCGCCGCCUCAUCCGGAGAUAGCCCCGCCUCCUGCAGGAUAAGCCCCGCCGCCAUUGAGGAUCCUCUACAGCACCGCCUGCUGCCACUGCAAGAGUCUGAGAAAUCACUGAAGAAGAGCUUCGACCUGUUCGACAAGUACCUGGACGUUCGGAUCCACAACAAGUUCUUCCGCAUGAUCGGCGUGAGCGACAACCACAUCCGCCUGGCGGAGAACGGCGCGGCCGGUGACAAAGUCUACGAGCUGUUGAAGAACUGGAUGCAGCGGCAGGGCCUGAAGGCUGACAUCAACCACCUGCUGCAGGCCCUGCUGGACCUGGACCAGCGACGCUCGGCUGAGAGCAUCGCCUCAGAGGCGCUGAGGCGAGGCUACUACAAGCACGACCACGCUCCCUGAGGGACGCCGCCGUCCUCGGGUGGGACUUACCUCCAUGUAUCGAGAGCCAGUAGUUUUUCUUUCGAAGAUUCCUAGGCGACCAUUUUUUUUUGAAGAAGAAAUAACUCGGAGAAAGAAAGGACUCUGCACAUACUCAGCGUCACCUGCUGGCGAGCACAUACACUGGUCUGGCGCUUGUGACGUCGCUCAAGUGCCCUCUCCGCCACUGGCACAAUGUCGUCACGCUAGCUGUUGGUUUGUCAUGGUGUUUUUGUUGUUGUUUGUUUUCAUCGUCUUUGAUGCACAGCCUCCUAUUGGCACAAUGUUGUUGCGUUGACCAAUGUUUUUUUUUUUUUUUUUU